Molecule: messenger RNA, 1306 nt
Organism: Nilaparvata lugens (brown planthopper)
Lineage: Eukaryota; Metazoa; Arthropoda; Insecta; Hemiptera; Delphacidae
Exons: 2
Coding region: 541-930 (129 amino acids)
Source: RefSeq, a predicted model, not a curated record
GUGAGCCCUAUGUUGAAAUGUUGUGAAAACAAUGAAAUAUUUAAUAACUGAACUGGAAUCAAUCGAGAAUGCUAUUCAAAAAAUGUUUGAGUGAGCCCUAUGUUGAAAUGGUGAAAAAAAAAUGAAAUAUUCAAUAACUGAACUGAAAUCAAUAAGCAUCAUGGAAGCCUAUUCAAAAUAUGUUUGAGUGAGUUGACAUGGAGGAGAUUUUUUUCAGCUUCUAGCAGGUGUUUUCACCAUCCCAUGCAGAGUUCUAGACGAGAUUUUUUUUUUUCGUCUUCUAACACAUGUACAAGGAUGCUAUUCGAAAAAUGAUUUAGUGACAGUUUUUUGUGAUAGGAGAGAGAAUACUCACAAAUCUGAAUGUUGCCGAUAAUGAUGUGGGAGCAUGUGUUGUAGGAGAGAAAUUUGAAUUUUUUUCGCCUUGUAGCACGCUUCGCUCUUGCUUGCACGAGCCUGGAACAGAGAGAGAAACGUAUGGUAUAUAAACAGAAGUGAUGAGAGGAGAAUUAUCAUUUACAUCUGAGUCUACUUUGAGUAAUGAUGAGUUCUCCAUCAACAUCUUCUCCAUCAUACAUCCUGCCGGAUAGCCCACCAGCACAGCAGCGCGUGCUCAACUAUUGGCAGCGCAAAGCUGCCAUCGCUGCUGAGUUGUCCGCUGCUGCUGCUGCUGCUGCACCUGCUCCACUCAACGUGGAACCACCAUCACCAGGCGGCGAGAUCGUGGUCGGGGACAGCCCUAUUCAAUGCUUGGCUCCAGCUGCUACCUGGGCACCACGGCAAGCGGUGCUAACUACUCUACCAAACAACAGGCAGAAGCAGGGGAAGCGGAAGUUGAUGUUUGAGGAGGAGGAGGCUGAAGUUAGCGGGGAUGAAAAGAAGGCAAUCUUCUCACAAACAAAGAAACAAGCUGGAAUGGACGAGAACUAAUCCAUGGUGCCGCUGAUGAAGGAGCUGCGGCAAGGGGAGGAGGAGGAUGAGAUGGAGUUCGUAACAAUUGUAAAUGCACCAAUGCCCAAACCGUGGAUCCCGCUGAGGGAGUUAAAGGAGCACACUCCCUACCCCAUAGUUGGCGCGAGGGAACAGACAAAUAUUCACGGAUGACGAGUAAUUUUAAAAAUUACCAAUGUAGGAAACAAAUCUAUGAGUGAGGUGUAUUUACCACAAAGAUUUGCUUCCUGCAUUAGCUCAGAGAAAAUACACCAAUUUAACCUCAAGUGUAAAAAUUUUGUGAUGCUGGUAACACAUAGGUCGGCAAAUUGGUCUGAUAUAAAAAUUGUUAAGCAAUAACAAUUUUUAUAUCUAU